This is a messenger RNA of Rhodotorula graminis WP1, 813 nucleotides long. RefSeq lists its product as uncharacterized. The coding region runs from base 1 to 813 and encodes 270 amino acids. The transcript has 6 exons. Lineage: Eukaryota; Fungi; Basidiomycota; Microbotryomycetes; Sporidiobolales; Sporidiobolaceae. The record is from RefSeq and is a predicted model, not a curated record.
AUGGCGCUUGCGCUCUUCGACGGCCUCUACAACCUCGCCGCGCCGCUUGAGGGCGGGGCGGAGCUCAGCGGCGACAUAGCGCGCGACAAGCACGAUCUCGAGUGGCUCGCCGCGCAAGACGUCCCUGGUCAGUCCAAGCGGCUGCAGCAUAUGAUCGAGCUCGUGCGCCGCAUCGAGGACAACGAGAUCAAGAUGUUCAAGAUGCACCUCGACGAGCAGCAGAAUCGGUUGCCGGCCCAGGCCGUACUCGAGCUCGAGAUGGUCAUCGAGGCCACCAAGAAGCUCGUCGACCAGAAGGAGUCGGCGUUCGCGAGGGUCGCGCACGUCUGGUCCUAUCGCAAGAAGAGCGAGCGCGCGAGAAGGUGGAAUGCCGCUUUCGAGCAGGCCGCCGACAACCAGUACAUCAACCUCGAGCUGUUCCGAGCCCGCUUACGCGCACUCGAAGAGCUCGCCUCGCACUAUCGUCGCCUCUCUCGACCUCAGCGUGCCUCGCCGGAGACGUUGCUUGUCCCUGGAGCCGAACCCGUCGAGCGCGGUAGGUCCGCCUCGUCGGCCAAGCCGGACCUCGAGAACUACCCGCGCGAGUCGGCAAGUGGGCGCAGCAGCACGCCCGUUCCACAAGGGCUCGACGCAGGGCCUCGCAACCUGGGCCCAUACACGCCUGGCGCUAGGACCGGGACCGUCCGGACGGCGCUGGCCCAGCCGAGACGAGCGAGCGAAGCCACCCCGCCCUCGCUGCACCCGAUGCCGCUUCUCCUGCGCACGCUCGACCUUCGAGGCGCAAGCACGCUCGCGACGCCGUCAGGGGCAUGA